GUUAACCAGAACAAAAGGUUGGUCACACGAAGAUACACACACAGCAACCUGUGCAAACAUAAUAAUUUGCUCGAGAAUUCUAAAAUAUAUAUUUUUUGUUGUUUUAGAACGCGAGUAACGGUUUUCUUACGAGAUAGUGCCAGUAGCCAAGUUUAACAGGCCUCAUAUGGAUCGUUAAAAGUUAUUAAACAGCAUUAAACAACGUGCCUAUCUAGUGUACCAAAGAUAUACAAGAAUUGUUUUGCUACAAAGCAGAGUGGAUAUUAAAAUAAUGAAAUAACAUCAGUGCGUUCUAAUCUUAAGAAUUAAUCAUGGUUAAAAUUGGCCUUAGGACGUUCUUCAUGAUAUUAUCGAUCGGCUUACACUUGGCAUCAGCAGUGUCCAUCCUAGAAUAUCUAUUUAAUCUAGAUGUAAACGAAAACGAGGAUUCCAACUUCAAGGACCUGGUCAUUAAAUACGGUAAGGAAUGCGAAGAGUAUCAAGUGGUAACGGAGGAUGGUUACAUUUUAACUCUCUUCCGUAUUCCGGGUGACGUCAAUCGACCGGUAUUGCUUGUGCACGGCUGUUUUGGUUCUGGGGAUUCGUUCAUCUUAAGGGGUAAGAAGUCGCUGGCUUACGCUCUAGCUGAGGCUGGCUACGACGUGUGGGUCUGCAACUAUAGAGGAACUAAAUACAGCAGGAAACAUGUCACUGUAGAUCCAGAUCGUGACGACAAGUUCUGGGAUUACAGCUUUGAAGAAAUCGGUUACUACGACAUGCCCGCGUUCAUAGACUUCAUCUUGGAGAAGACCGGACAAGCCAAGUUACAGACGAUAGGAUACUCGCAAGGAGGAACGGUCUUCUACGUAAUGGGAUCUAUCAAGCCAGAAUACAACGAGAAAAUUAAGGUACUAAUUUCCCUUGCGCCGAUAGCACACUUUUAUCACAUCAAAAAUCCAGUGACCAGGCUGUUCGAAAACGAAUCACGUCUGAGUAACAUUAUCAAUGCUAUGGGCAAGGAAGAAAUUUUUGGUCCACGAUCAGGAGAACGAGCUAUGAUCGACGCGAUUUGCUGGAGUCCGUUGACCGGCUACAAGAUCUGUUCUCAGUUCUUAUUCGAAUUGGUUGGUUACGAUGAGGACGAAUGCGAACCGAAAUUCUAUUAUAAAUUAAAGCAUUACGUACCGAAUAGCAUUUCGAAAAAGAAUGUCCAGCAUUUACUCCAAUUGAGGCGCGGUUUCAAUCGAUUCGAUUACGGGCCGGAGAGGAACCUUGAGGUCUACAACGCGACAUCGCCAUCGAAAUAUGAUUUGGAUAAGGUCAAGAUGAAAAUUGUUCUGUACGUAUCGAAAAACGAUAGGUUGUCAACAGUGGAAGAUGGCGAAGAACUACGGAAUGAGUUCUCUAACGUUGUUGAAUUUCGCAUCAUCGAACGCGACGAAUUCAACCAUUUAGAUUUUAUAUGGGCCAAAAAUAUGGAUAAAUACAUUUUCCCGCACAUACUUCGAGCCUUGGAGCAAUAUAACUUCUAAUUUAGAAUUAAUCAGAAUGUGUUGCAAUUAAAAGUAUCAAUAUCGAGGGGUGUAAGGUUAUUUGGUUUAUGCAAAAUUUUUGCAACUAUACAGUGUGCUUAGUGCGAGUAUUUUAACGUUCUCGAUAGCGUAAAAGUUAGCCUAAUUUUGUAUGCAGUUGGAACAGCGCCUCUAGCGGCAAACGUAGGCAAGCGAUCCCAUUCCAUACAAAGAGGAGCUAACUUUUACGGUAUCGAGAACUUUAAAAAAAUCGGUUGUCUGUAAAGUCGGUUUACUGACGAUAGUUGAACGUGACAACGUCAUAAGAAAAUACUUAUGGAAUGGUUCCAUUUUUCAAUUAUCGCAAUUAUCGUUGCUAUAAACAAUUGACACCACAUUCACUUUUCACUGAACUUCAUACUUGACGAAAACAUGUAAAUGUAUUAUUGUAUAGCAGCUGUCCACGCGGAUGCAUCACUCACAUCGCCUCAAAGCGAGGUAACGCCGCAUGAGUCAUGUUUUUUCGUGCGUGCAGCCGGCGCCAUCGAAUUAUAAGACGUUGUCACGUCAAAAACUCGCACUACUGGCAGCACACUGGAGAGCCAUUCAAAGUUUAAAUUUGAAAAAAAUAUCAUAACAAAAAUUCCUUCAGCUACAUAUUUGAACGGAGUAAAUUUAAUUGAAGUUCAAUUAAAAACAUCGAACUGUUGAUGCUGAUACCUAAUAAAACGCACCUUUCAUUACAAAGAAAGCGAAAUGUCGCUUAAGCUAAAUAGCUUUUCACCUCUUGAUAUGAUUUUGCUGCGGUGUGGAAUAUUAGCAUUUCAUUUCUUCCCAUGUUGUGGAAAGCGACUAGGGGAUGCAUCGGUGAUCGGGAAGCAGCCUUCUAUGAGUGUUAAGGGCGUCACACACAGUGAAGAUACUAUAAUAUUUUACCUUAACAUACAAUAUCGCUCGCUACAUUUUUUAUGAAUUAUCAUACAUGGUUAAGAUAAUAUAUUAUUGGAACGAAGUUCCUUACGGCAGGCUUGGAGGGGAUAGAGAUUUUGCUGCGCGACCGAACUGAAAAAAAUGUGAUAGUAAAACCGUAAGAAAAAAUCCGUGGAAAAAAGGGCGUGGAAUAAAACCGUUAAAUGAGACGUGCGCAGGCGCGACAGUCGUAUACACAAGCGAGUAGUGUAUAAUACCUUUCUCUUUCUCCCUCUUUCUUUUCGUUCUCUCAUCUCUUCUCGCUCUAUUUUGUAAUUAUUUCUAUUUCUAUGUAAUUUUAUGUUGUCAAACAAAAAUAAAGAGACAUAUUUUGUUAUUUUAA
Messenger RNA from Bombyx mori (domestic silkworm), 2802 nucleotides. Its product is annotated as lipase 1. The record is from RefSeq and is a predicted model, not a curated record. The coding region runs from base 312 to 1511 and encodes 399 amino acids. The transcript has a single exon. Gene Ontology annotation, molecular function: hydrolase activity, acting on ester bonds. NCBI's taxonomy places the organism in Eukaryota, Metazoa, Arthropoda, Insecta, Lepidoptera, Bombycidae.